CGUCGAUUCAUGAAAGAGGAACAGACGCCAGUCUUUAGAUAGCAUUGAAUAUGGAAAGUUCGAAAUAUGACGGAUAUCAAGGUAGAUUUCGAAUGGGCAGUGAAACUAAACCGUUUUACUUUAAACUUGAUUGGACUUUGGCCUAAGGUCGCACGAAAUCCUCGGCAGAAAUUAAUGUGCAAUUUUCGAGUGCUGGUAACUUUGUUGGGAAUAAUCAGCCUUCUUAUUCCCUCUAUACAUUCCUUGAUAAAAAUUUUCGGAAACAGUUUGCUAAUGUUAGAUAAUUUACAACUUACUUUACCACCUAUAAGCUGCACGAUUAGAAUCAUGAUUUUUUGGUGGAAAAAAGAAGGUAGAGAUCAUUUGAUCGUAUUUAUAAGCUAUAAAA
Temnothorax curvispinosus is the source of this 388-nucleotide messenger RNA. RefSeq lists its product as uncharacterized. NCBI's taxonomy places the organism in Eukaryota, Metazoa, Arthropoda, Insecta, Hymenoptera, Formicidae. The annotation marks the transcript as partial. The transcript has 2 exons. The record is from RefSeq and is a predicted model, not a curated record.